Rhizophagus irregularis DAOM 181602=DAOM 197198 is the source of this 222-nucleotide messenger RNA. The record is from RefSeq and is a predicted model, not a curated record. Lineage: Eukaryota; Fungi; Glomeromycota; Glomeromycetes; Glomerales; Glomeraceae.
AUGGUUAAAGAACAAUGCAGACGUAGACAUGAUGAUGGAACAGAGGGUAGAGAAACUGAUAAGGUAGUGAGUUGUCGUAAUGGAAAAUUUUCAGAAUUAUUAAGAAGAAAGUGGUUUGUUCAAGAACAUCAAUUAUCUAAUCAUAAUGAGGUUAUUCAUGCUUAUAAUUAUGUUGGGAAGGAACAAGCUAAAAGAAUUGCAGAUUCACAUCACCCACCAUGA